AUGGCAAACAGCAACAACAACGGCAACGGUGUUGCGCCCUCUCUCGAGGUCGCCAUCGUGGGCGGUGGCGUAGUCGGCGUCAUCACGGCACUCGGUCUCCGUCGUCGCGGUAUCAAAGCAGUUAUUUACGAGCGAGCACCUACCUGGCAUGAAGUUAGCGCUGGAUUUGCAUUCACAGGCGCAGCACGGGUUUGGAUGGAGAUGUUGGAUCCUGCUCUCGUCGAACUCUUGGGCAACAUCAGCCAGAAGACGGACGCCAACACGAGCAACGCCUACUGGAAUGGCUACCACCCGCGAACCCGGGAGGAAUCUGAGGAUGAGUCAAAGUCUUUGCUCUUCCGGACGCCAACCAAUAACCUCAGCUUCUGGGGUUGCGUACGCUCGCAGUUCCUGCAAGGGAUGGCGGACCUUCUUCCUGAAGGUGCGGCAAAGUUUGGCAAGCAGCUUGUGAGCUACGACGACGACCACGAGAGCGGAAAGGUCGUGCUUCACUUUGACGACGGCAGCACAGCCGAGGCCGAUGUAUUGCUUGGCUGCGACGGUAUCCAUUCGGCCACCCGGAAAUUCAUGUUGGGGGCCGACCAUCCCGCAAGCCGGCCGGGCUUUAGUCACACUGUCGUCUACCGUACCAUGGUACCUAUCGAAGAGGGGAUUGCAGCCCUUGGCAACAAAGUUGCGAAGUGCGCCUGCAAUCACUUGGGUCCAAAUGCAGACCUGUUGGUGUAUCCGGUCAUGUCCGGAACUCUGCUCAACAUUGCCGUCUUCGCUUACGAAGAGUCGGAGUUUCCCGACCCGGACAAAAUGAUA
Messenger RNA from Colletotrichum truncatum, 807 nucleotides. The record is from RefSeq and is a predicted model, not a curated record. Lineage: Eukaryota; Fungi; Ascomycota; Sordariomycetes; Glomerellales; Glomerellaceae.